AUGGUCAAACCCAAAAAGGAAACUAAAAAAUACAAUGAGCAGAGUUAUUAUUGGGGAUAUAUAUCAGAAGCGGAAGCGGAACAAGGUCUCAAAGGUUGUGAAGCCGGAAGAUUUCUGGUUCGAUCACAUUAUAGCAGUCAAGCAACGUCGGUUUGGUUGUGUUUUGUGUCGAUUGUGAGAGAGAAACCGAAAGUUGUUCAUCGAGCAAUUACGCCAAUUGGCAAGCAAUUCGUAUUGGAUGGGAAACAGGUGAGUAAAGCCGGAAAGACGAGCCACAACUUCAUCUUCUGGCCCAGAAGAUAAUUUUUCAAAAUUAUGAUUUUGAAAAAUUCGUGGCUUUGGCCGAAUUUUCAACAUUUCUCGGUGAUUUCCAUGAUGAGUUAGCCUAACUUUUUUCAAUUUUUACAGAAUUUUUUAAUCGAUUUUUUCAAUUUUUCCGCAAUCCCUCCCCAAAAAACUCACCAAUCGCUUCUAUUUCUCAAAUCACACAGAAAUCCUCCAAGUUUUCCACGUUAUUGAUAGUGAAAUCCAAUUGCCCAUCAAUAUUUCGAGCUGAAAACUCAAAAAUUUCAAUCGAAACAAUGUUUGUCUAGAAAAAACCCACCUUUCUUCGAUAAUUCUCAGAUUUUCCAUUGGAAGCGAUAAUUGCAGACUUGUAGAACAUCUAAAAAUUCAAUUUUUGACUGAAAUCCACUGCUUUUCCCCGGAAACCUGAAAACCCAGCGAAAAAAAGGAAAAAUGAAAAUACUUUGCGCUAAACAGCGGGCAAGCGGAGUGUCGUUGUAAAAAUCAAACAAAUUAAUUUUCCAUUUUUUGUCAACUCUGCCCGAAAAGUCUCUUCAAAAAAUCCCGGGGGUUCCCGUUACACUUUUCCCGGGAAGUACUGUAGGGUUUGUGCGUAAUGUUUGCUGUUUAGUGCAUUUAGUUGUUUUCAGCGUGUUUGCGGAUUUUUUUCAAGGCAUAUUUUUUUCUUUGAAGGUUGGGAUCUUUUUUUCGGCUCUCUUUUUCGUAAUGAAUUGAUGAAAACGCUUGAAAACUGCAUUGUUCAAUUCUGAAUAUUAGUUAUGACGUGUGAACUCUUAUUAAACAUUUUUCAGGAUAAAUGCAGCGCGAUUCAUGAAGUAGUAUGUUUCUAUCAAGACCAUGUUAUUGGAAACGGUCAUAAAUUGGCAAAAGGAGUGCCUCGACCAACUUGGUUUCUCCGAAAUUGCCACAUCAAAGUCGAACAAAAUGCAACAGUUCUCGGAGGCGGCAACUUCAGUACAGUUGUCAUGGGAAAAUAUCGAAAUCAAGAUGUCGCUGUCAAAAAAUUGAUAUCUUCGGAAGACAAAAUUUUGAAGGAAAAAGAGGAUUUGAUGAAGGAAGCAAGAACAAUGGCAUUAUUGAAACAUCCGUAUAUUAUUAAAUUUCACGGUGUUUCAAUUGACACAAUGCCACCAAUGAUUUUGAUGGAAUUGAUGGCUGGUGGAUUAUUGUCGCAUUUGAAGGAAGAAGGUCCGAAGAUUGAAAAAGGAGAGAAGGUUUUGUAUUGUUGGCAACUUGCUUCAGGUCAGCUCGAACUUGUAAUUUCUUUUUUAUGUGUAUUUUCUUGCAGCUCUCGCUUUUGUCGCCGAAAAGAAAAUGGUUCAUCGUGACAUUGCUGCUCGAAAUUGUCUCUUUAAUGUUUAUGGAAUUCUCAAACUCACUGAUUUCGGAUUAUCCGACACUGAAACCAAUUUAAUUGCAUAUUGCACAUCAAAUGAUCAAAUGCCAGUUCGAUGGAUGGCACCAGAAGCAACGUUGCCGACAGCCACUUUUAAUGAAAAAACCGAUGUUUGGUCAUUUGCCGUUGUUUGUGGAGAGAUAUUCGGAAAUGGAACUGAACCAUUGAGCCAUUUUUCAGACAAUAAAGAUAUUAUGGAAGCGUUGUUGAAGGCGAUGAAAAUACCGCCACAGCCCAACGAAUUGCAUCGAAGUUGUCGUAAGUUUUUUUUGUUGAAAAUUUCAAAAAACGAGCUACGCGUCCAACGACUUUUGUGAUAUGAAAAAGAGAGGAUUGCGCAUUUAAAGCUCGAGAAUAAUUCCUUUUCGUUUUUCUAACUUGUUAAUAUAAGCAAUUCGAUAAACUUCUUCGAUUUCUCUCAAAAAAUAUUUUUUCAGCUGAAACACCACCAGAAGUUGCAAUAAAUCAGAAAAAUUGCUGGGAAAUCGAUCAAAAUCUUCGACCAACAUUUUCCGAUCUUGCACAACGAUUCGACAAACUUUUGAAAAACAUGUAUCCUCCGCCACUUCUUGAAGACAUGUCUACGAGUAAAAUGAAAAGAGUCAAACCGUUGACAAUUGCCGAAUAUGAACUUCUCAAUAAAUAUCAUUUGGAUAGUGAAAAUGAUGACUAUUUUGAUGAUGAUGAUGAGGCAAUGUCAACACCGGCGCAACGUAGAAAAAUGAAUCGAAAACAGAAAUGA
Messenger RNA from Caenorhabditis angaria, 2444 nucleotides. NCBI's taxonomy places the organism in Eukaryota, Metazoa, Nematoda, Chromadorea, Rhabditida, Rhabditidae. The record is from the annotation of a GenBank genome assembly.